UAUGUAAUUAUAAUAAUGAUAACCUAUUGGAUUACUGAAGUAGUAGAACUUCCAGUGACAUCCUUGCUUCCUGUGGUACUAUUCCCACUUCUAGGUGUAAUAUCAACAGAAAGAAUCUGCCAAUAUUACUUCGAGGAAAAUAACAUGUUAUUUAUUGGAAACAUGAUAUUUGCAAGUUUUGCCGAAGAGUGCAAUAUACACAAAAGAAUUGCUCUAACAAUAUUGAAGAGAUUUUCGUCCGAUCCGAAAUGGAUAAUUUUGGGAUUUAUGCUAUCCACAUCAUGUCUUGCUGCAUGCAUAUCUAACGUAGCAGUGACCAUGAUGAUACCAAUCAUAGACGUUGCUGUCAAUGAAAUUUACUCAGAAUCGAUGAAAACUGUACACGAAAAUAAUUUAUCAGGUGAACCUGAAAACAAGAAUUCAAAAUCAAAAUCUGACAAGAUGACUAUCAAAAUGGGAGAAGGAAAAUAUUUUUUGGAAGUUGAAAAACUUCGAAAAUAUAUUUAUUUGAGUGUAGCGUAUGCAGCAAAUAUAGGAAGCUUAGCAACAUUAACGGGCGCAGGACCUAAUCUAGUCCUGAAAUUUGUAUUGGAAGAACUUUACAAAUCAGUGACGAUAACUUAUGGUACUUGGUUAUUAUAUGGAGUGCCACUCAGUUUGCUGCUUAUUAUAUCAACUUGGAGCAUAUUUUGUGCAUGCUUAUGUUGCUUGAAGAAAUUAAAGCUUAAGAAAAUAAAUAUAUCAACUAUUAUAAUUGACCAAAAGUAUAAAGAAUUAGGAUCCCUGAAAUACAACGAGAUUUUAGUAAUGGUAAUGCUAUUCUUAAUGAUGAUCUUAUGGAUUUUUCGUAAUCCGAAUUACAUAAAAGGAUGGAGUACGUUAUUCCCAUACUCGAAAUCAAGCGAUACAAGUGUUUGCGUUUUCGUGGCCAUACUUCUUUUUAUUCUUCCAUAUAAAAGUAAAAAUGGUUUCUCUUCUGUUAAGUGGAAGCUUGUAGAAAGUAAAUUGCAAUGGGGUGUCCUCUUGCUUCGUGGAGGUGGUUUUGCCAUUGCGGGUGCCAUUAAUGAUUCAGGAUUAUCUGCAGUGAUUGGACAUCAUUUAGCAUCCUUUCAUAAUUUAUCCAAAAGUGCAAUUUUGGUGAUCUUCUCCAUCUUUGCAUCAAUUUUUACGGAGAUCUUGAGUAAUACGGCAACUGCCACUAUAAUAAUUCCUAUUGUAACUCAAGCGGCAAUGAAUCUUGGUUUAAACCCGUCGAUGAUGUCUAUCCCGGUAGCCAUUUUAUGCUCUUUAGCAUUUAUGUUUCCCAUCUCGUCAUCAUCUAACGCCAUAAUUUGCUCGCAUGCAGAAAUUAAAAUCAAGGAUAUGGUGUUCAUAGGCUUCAUUAUUAAAUGUGUUUCCAUAUUUAUAACCUUAUCCAGUAUAUAUCUAUACGCGAAUUUUAUAUUCGAUCUAAAUUCGCUUCCCAUUCCGCUAACAGAUGGCGGUAGAAAUUUUUCUCUUCCUACACCCGAUUUAUCGGUUUAA
This is a messenger RNA of Centruroides sculpturatus (bark scorpion), 1524 nucleotides long. Its product is annotated as solute carrier family 13 member 5-like. Gene Ontology annotation, molecular function: succinate transmembrane transporter activity; citrate transmembrane transporter activity. Lineage: Eukaryota; Metazoa; Arthropoda; Arachnida; Scorpiones; Buthidae. Gene Ontology annotation, biological process: citrate transport; monoatomic anion transmembrane transport. The transcript has 12 exons. Bases 16 to 1524 code for a protein of 502 amino acids. Gene Ontology annotation, cellular component: membrane. The record is from RefSeq and is a predicted model, not a curated record.